GCUCUUGAUAAGAAGUACUUUUUAGACUUCAAGAUUUCAGAAGAGAGGUGAAAGAGUAUAUUGCAACUUUGAGUCAAGCCUGUAGACAGGUGGACUGACAGACGGAUUAAACCACAGGAGGUGACCUAUUGAGAAACAAAUACUGGGCAAACCUGCUCUUCUGCACCAAGGGUGGGAAAAAUGUCACAAGUUACAUCCUCCUAUUCCUAUGAUGCUCCAACAGACUUCAUCAAUUUUACAUCUUUGAAUGAUGAGGAAGAUACCCAAAACAUAGAUUCCUGGUUUGAAGAGAAGGCCAAUUUGGAGAAUAAGUUUCCUGGGAAGAAUGGUACAGGAGGGCUUUUUCAGGGCAAAACUCCUCUGAGAACAGCUAAUCUUCAGCAAGAUGUCACACCUUUGAGACCAGUUGACAACACUUAUAACAAAGAGGCAGAAAAAGAAAACCUGGUGGAAGAGUCCAUUCCAACAAAUGCUUGUUCUUCUCUGAAAGUCAAAGGAACCACAUCAAGAAAUAUUCUAGCUCAGCCUCAGAGAAGAUCUCUUAGACUCUCUGCUCAGAAGAAUUUGGAACAGAAAGAAAAACAUCAUGUACAAAUGAAAGCCAAGAGAUGUGCUACUCCCGUAAUCGUCAAUGAAAUUCCACCCUCCAAAAAAAUGAGAGUUUCUCACAAUAAAAAGAAGCCAGAGGAAGAGGAAGAAAGCAGUGCUCAUCAAGAUACUUCUGAAAAGAAUGAGUCUUCCCCAGAGAAAGCCAAGGGCAGACAUACUGUGCCUUGUAUCCCACCUGUAAGGCAGAAGAUUCUAAAAAGUACUGAGGAGCAAGAGUUGGAGAAGAGAAUGAAAAUGCAGCAAGAGGUGGUAGAGAUGCGGAAAAAGAAUGAAGAAUUCAAAAAAUUUGCUCUUGCAGGAGCAGGGCUCCCUGUGAAGAAAUCAGUGAGCCAGGUAACCAAAUCAGUUGACUUCCACUUCCUCACAGAUGAGCGAAUCAAACAACAUCCUAAGAACCAGGAGGAGUAUAAGGAAGUGAACUUUACAUCUGAACUGCGAAAGCAUCCUCCGUCUCCUGCCCGCGUGACUAAGGGAUGCACCAUUGUUAUGCCUUUCAACCUGUCCCAGGGAAAGAAAAGAACAUUUGGUGAGACGGCUUCUACGUAUGUGCCCCUUGCACAGCAGGUCGAAGCCUUCCAUAAACGAACCCCUAACAGAUAUCACUUGAGGAGCAAGAAGGAUGAUAUUACUCUGUUACCCUCCAAAUCUGUGGCCAAGAUAUGCAGAGACCCACAGACUCCUGUGCUGCAAACCAAACAGCGUGCAAGACCUGUGACCUACAAAAGUGCAGCAGAACAGGAGGCUGAGGAGCUCGAGAAACUGCAGCAAUACAAAUUCAAAGCACAGGAACUUGAUCACAGAAUUCUUGAAGGUGGGCCCAUCUUGCCUAAGAAACCGCCUGUGAAGCCAUCCACUCAGCCUAUUGGCUUUGAUUUGGAAAUUGAGAAGAGGAUCCAGGAGCGAGAGUCAAAGAAGAAAUUGGAGGAUGAACACUUUGAAUUUCAUUCUAGGCCCUGCCCUACUAAGAUCUUGGAAGAUGUUGUGGGUGUUCCUGAAAAGAAAGUACUUCCAAUCACUGUCCCCAAGUCACCAGCCUUUGCUCUGAAGAACAGAAUCAGAAUGCUCACCAAAGAAGAUGAGGAAGAGGAGGAGCCAGUAGUGAUAAGAGCUCAACCUGUGCCAUAUUUUGGAAUGCCUUUUAAACCCCAAAUCCCAGUGGGAAGAACUGUGGAAAUAUGCCCUUUCUCUUUUGAUUCUCGAGACAAAGAACGUCAGUUACAGAAGGAGAAGAAAAUGAAAGAACUGCAGAAAGGGGAGGUGCCCAAAUUCAAAGCGCUUCCUUUGCCUCAUUUUGACACCAUUAACCUGCCGGAGAAGAAGGUGAAGAAUACAACCCAGGUUGAGCCUUUCUGCUUUGAGACUGACAGAAGAGGUGCUCUGAAGGCACAGACUUGGAAGCACCAGCUGGAGGAAGAACUAAAACAGCAGAAAGAAGCAGCUUGCUUCAAGGCUCGUCCAAACACCGUCAUCUCCCAGGAGCCCUUUGUUCCUAAGAGAGAGAAAAAAUCCCUUACUGAGGGCCUUUCUGGUUCUCUAGUUCAAGAAACUUUUCAGCUGGCCACGGAGAAGAGAGCCAGGGAGCGGCAGGAGCUGGAGAAGAGAAUGGCUGAGGUGGAAGCCCAGAAAGCCCAGCAGUUGGAGGAGGCCAGGCAACAGGAGGAAGAGCAACAGAAGGAGGAGCUGGCCAGACUACGGAAAGAACUGGUACACAAGGCAAAUCCAGUACGCAGGUACCAGGGUGUGGAAGUCAAGUCAAGUGACCAGCCCUUGACCGUGCCUGUAUCGCCUAAGUUCUCCACUCGAUUCCACUGCUAAACUCGGCUUUGAGCUGUGGACACCGUCUGGGAACCAGAGCUACUCUUCCCAUUAAACCAGGAGCCUUCUUUGUCACAGGGGCAUGGAGAGAACCCAUUUCUCCAGGCUUUUUCCUACCCAUGCCUGACAAGUGUGGACUCCAAUUUCAUUGAGAGCUGUUUUCCUACAUUAUUGUGGCUAAUAAUGAGACUCAACUCAUGUAUGUCUCAACCAGACUCCAUGUAGUUAUUUCCUUGGAACCAUCAGUUGACCUUUAAUAUGGGUCUUAACUCUGACUAGAAUUUAAAGUCUCUGUAUCAGUACAGUGUAACUUCUGUUGCCCUUACCCCCCGCCCCCCUUUUUUUCCUAUUUUAAUCAGAAAAUAAAGAUAGUUAAAUACUGAGAUAGGAUUUAAGUCAUGAAUUAAAUGAGGAACCAUCAGUAGUAUGUCAGAUUCUUUCCUCUUCUCUAUGCAAAAUGAAUUUAGAGUUAAGGAGCCCUUCGCUACGAGGGGGGAAGCCUCAUUAACUGCAUGACGAGGAAGAGACUUGACUGACGGGAACCUCACAGCAGCCAUCGGCUGGCCUCGGGUAGAGCUUGCUGUUCAGGCACGUUCUUCCCUUGUUGGUGCUGAUGAUAAUAGGGGGCGCUGAGUAGUACACGUUUUAAGUCCUCCAGUGACCUAGACUGGAAUAAAUAUGUUUGUCUUCCCUC
Molecule: messenger RNA, 3118 nt
Organism: Lipotes vexillifer (Yangtze River dolphin)
Lineage: Eukaryota; Metazoa; Chordata; Mammalia; Artiodactyla; Lipotidae
Gene: TPX2
Product: TPX2 microtubule nucleation factor
Exons: 17
Coding region: 181-2424 (747 amino acids)
Biological process (GO): activation of protein kinase activity; regulation of mitotic spindle organization
Cellular component (GO): microtubule; spindle
Source: RefSeq, a predicted model, not a curated record